CGAUGUGGGCGGGGAAAGGGCAAGGGAUGUUUCAGAACCUGGUGAGACCGAGGAUGGUGGUUGGGGGCCGCGAGGAAGAGGUCAGUUGUUGAGUGACUACUCAAUUCUCUGUUCACACUGAUGCCCCUUUCAACGUCCUUGUCAAGAACAACAGCUCCAGUUCUGGAAAUUGACAUUGUGCUUAUCUGAUUGAUUGUCCACUAGCCAUGACUGUCAGAUUGUUCAGAAUCUUGGACCUGUCUCCAUAUUUGAUGAAAAGAACUUUCUGUUUGAGAUCUUCUCUGGGAAGUAUUCCACUGCUUGGGAUAAGGCCCUGUAACAAUUUUCGAAGAAAUGUUCUGUGCUGCCCAUGGAAAGGCCAAGAUGGAAGAUCAUCAGACUAUGGGCUAGCACCAUGCUUCCUAAACCCAAAAGGGACAGCUUUUGUGCAAAUGGUGCAUUGGCAAUCUCCGCAUUGUAUACAGUGUGCAAACAUAAGGAAACAGUUUUAUUCCAGUGUGACAGGCAGCGGUAAAAUCAUUCCCAAACAGAAAGUACUGUCACCUAAAAGACCUCUUAAAGGGCCUCGGACCAAACAGCCGUCGAGGACCAACCAGCCAGCUCUUGCAGAUGUGGAGGAUCUAAUGAAAUGUACAGCCUUUGCAACAGCAGAUGAGUAUCACCUAGAAAACCUUUGCCAUGAUUUGAUGUCAAGUGGUUAUCAUGAGAUAACAGACCUGCCCAGAGAUGCCUCAAAUGUCUUGGUAAUUGGAACUGACAUGCUGGCCAAGCCAAAUGAUUAUGGAUUAAUUUUCUUAUUCAGGGAGGGCUCUGUUGUCUUUUGGAAUGUGGAAGAUAAAGCAGUGAAACGUGUAAUGCAAAUCUUGGAACCACAUGAGAUCCAACCUUAUGAAAUCGCUUUGGUUCAUUGGGAAAAUGAGGAAAUUAAUUACCGGAUUGCAGACGGGCAUUCAAAGCUGCAUAAAGGACAGAUUUUGUUGAACUCUGAUCUGGAGCUAGAUGAAUCUAUUUUGGAGAAAUUUGCAUUUUCAAAUGCACUUUCCCUGUCAGUAAAACUUGCUAUCUGGGAGGUGUCAUUGGAUAACUUUGUUGAGUCCAUUCAGUUCAUUCCUGAGAUGCUGAAAUCAGGAAAACAAGUGAAACUUACACGUUCUGAAGUCAUGCAGAAAAUUGGUGAGCUGUUUGCCUUGAGACAUCGUAUAAAUUUGAGUUCCGAUCUCCUGAUGACCCCAGAUUUUUACUGGGACAGAGAAAACCUGGAACAGCUCUAUGACAAAACUUGUCAAUUUCUGAAUAUUAACCGACGUGUAAAGGUGAUUAAUGAAAAGUUACAACAUUGUACUGAACUAACAGACUUGAUGAGAAACCAUCUAAGUGAGAAACAUGGACUACGUCUUGAGUGGAUGAUCGUGAUCCUCAUUUCUAUUGAAGUCUUGUUUGAACUUGCACGUGUUAUUUUUUAAGUCAGAUGGGAAGUAGUUUGGAAUACAGUGAUCAAAGAUCAUAUCUCCAGGUGGGGCAUAAAGAAUAGCCUCCAGAAGGCCUUACUGCUACCUGAAUGCCAGAUCAUUGUGGAACGUCUGCAUUUUUAACAAUUCAGUUUCUAUCCAAUCUAUACUACUCAUUCACAAAAUCACAUUGCACCCAUUAGUGGUUUUGCCUGCCACUCAGUGAUAUACUUGACUUUAUUUUUAAUUUCUGGAAUAUAUAUGUACAAAGAAAAAUAAGCAAAACUGUUUUAAUUGUUAGUUCAAUUUAAUCAUGCAGGAGCCAAGACUGAAUAAACUUGAAUUUGUAGCAAUUUUGUUUUACAUAAAAUGUUUGAAACUGGCAUGUAAUGAAGCAAGGACAUUGUGGUACCUGUGGAGCCAGAGUAAUAUCUUAUUGUGCAUCCUUUGGGGUAGAGGGGAACUGCGUAUGGGCUAUUAUUUUAGAAGUCUGGAACCUUAGGAUUCACUAAAUCUCCUUAGACAGCAUGUCCCAAACGCACUACCAUUGAGAAGGACAAGGGCAGCAACCACACAAAACAUAUUUGAGCAAACAACAAUUCUUUACCACACUAGUUAAAACAGUAAUACAAUGCACAAUAUACGUACAACUUAUUUCUAACAACCAGAAAUAAAAUAUGGUAACUAUAGGUAAUAUAAUAUGAUCAAACACCCCACAAUCAAGGCAGAUACACAGAUUUAUCUGCCACUCCCUGCAAAUGUUCAUGACACUGUGGGUCAUCAAAUCUGGUUAAAGCUUACAAGUUCUUUUGGAAGUUUAGUGCUGAAACUUCCCCUCCAGAGCCAUUUCAUCACACUGCCUGAACAACUGUUCCUGUUCUAGUCAAUCAGCUUCCUUUCCUGACCAGAUGCUUCCCUGGAUUCUGAAAACUACCCUCCCUAAGAGACGCAACUUCAACCUUUCAUCAACUGCUGGUUUCACCGAGGAACGUCAGUUCCUGUGUUCCUCCUGAGCUGUAAUCGUGCUCUGUGGUGCAAAGCAAAUGCUUCUUAAAGGGUUGUCAAUCCUGACUGUCAGCUAUACUGAUUGUUAGUGAUACCUGAUUUCUUGCGAGCCAUCACAACCUGCAAGAUGUUUCCUAAUCCCCAACGGCAAUACCAAACUGCCUAAUAACUCCUAGAACUUGGCCUGAGUUUUAACAGCACAGAGUAUCCAAAUGUCUUGGACUUAACUACUAUAACUGUGUAGUUUAGUUUUACUGCAGGAAAGGCAGCUAAUAAUCAGCACUUCCAACGUGGAGUCUGUUAUCUGUUCUUCUCUUUAGCUGCUCUUCAAUUAUCCCUGAAUGACCUAUUGAAAACCUUGCGUAAGCCCCUCCUUUGUUGCUGGGCAGACUUAAAAUGUUGCCACCUAAAAUCUUUUCAAACUGAUUGUUCCAUGAAUUUUUACCAGUCAUAGAUUUCUGGCUUUCUCUAUGCAGGAAUAAAAUUGAAAUAAUAGAUUUUUAUUACAACUGAUAAAGUUAUUAGGAGGCAUAUUCUGAAUCAACUUGAAAUAUUUAUCACAACAGACAAAAUAUCAUUUUAUGACUUGAAGUAAUUUAAAUGAAAAUACCCACUAUAUAUUUUUCAUGCCUUCUUAGUCUUUCUGUUCAGCAAAAGAGAUGUGACAAAGUAUAAUAAAGUAAAUAAAUUCUCCAUCAUCCUACCAGAGCAUAGGGCUGCUGUCUCAUUAAAGAGAGAUGACUGAUGGUGGUUUAACCUGAAGAUCACUAGGCCCUCAGGCAUUAUUGAGAAGGAGAGUCCUUUGUGGUAAUCUCAACCAGUGCAGGAAUAGAAUGCACGUUGUUGGUGUUCCUCUGCAUUGCAAACUAGCUAUCUGCCAUCUGAUCUAACUGAUUCCCCAUCCACACUAAAGGAAAAUAGAUAAAUUUAUUAGUAUGUAAUAUUCCCUGCAUCAUUUUUGCUACCAAAACUAAUAAUCUCAUGUUUGAAUGUCAUCCAAGUUAUUUGUUUGAAUGGAUUCUUCAAUACUUUACUUCCUAUGCAGAAGAGUCUCAGAAGAGUUAACAACACCCUUGUUAACUUUGACAGCUCAUGACCAAUGAGUUUGUUUGAGAGUCAAUGUCUGAAAUUCACAAGCAGUAAUGCUGGCUGAGGGGCUGGAACAUCCUUUAGAAGAGGGUCAGUUCUGACAUCAAACAGUAAUGCUUUCGUAAAAGAACUAAAAUCUACUGCCUAUUUCUAAGUGGCUAAUUAAUUUUUUUUGACAAGCAAAGAAGAUGACUUUGAAUUAAAGUAGUAGAUGUUCUAUUAUGAUGUUAACCUGCAAUACAAUUUAUUGCAGAUAACCAUGAAAAUAAAUACAUAAUACAGCUACGCUUGUAUCUGCAGAGUUGCUGAAUAACCCUGGGGCAAAUGUUUUACACAGAGGGUGGUUUGCAUGAGGAAUGAACUUCCUGAGGAAGUGGUGGAUGUGCAUACAGUUACAACAUUAUAAAGACAUUUCGAUAAGUGCAUGAAUAGGAAACGUUUGGUGGGAUAUGGACCAGGAGCAGGCAGGUGGGACCAGCUUAGUUUGGGAUAAUGUUCAAAACAGACUGCUUGCACGCUGUACGACUCUGUGGCCAUUAUCAUGGCUAUGAAACAGACUGUCAGUAGCUAUUUCAGUAAUGUGAAGAAUUAUUUUCAAAAACCAUCAAGAAAGCCUCCACUAUUCUACAGACACGCGAAUAUUUCCUGUACUUAGAAAUGGCGCCUUUACAUUGUCCUGCAUUAUAUCCCGACUUGCGAACAGACUGUCGAACAGAACCCAUGCACAACCCAGGAUUGCCUGUGUAGUACUGUGUUCAUCUAGUUUUCUAUUUAAUUUUUCAGAACAUAUUCCUAGCACCAGGGGUUUGGCUAUUUCUGGUGAAGGGAUAACAUCAGAAGCAAAUUUACUGGGCAUUUCUGCCUUAUUUUCAUCUAACAAGCUAACUUCUGGAGGUUAUCAUGUUGUUAAUUAUCCCUUAAAUCUCACCUCCAUUCUUUACUUUCCUCUCCUUAUUUCCUAAACACUCUAUUAUCAUUUAUACUAGUCACUUCCUAUUUAGGCACAGAAUGCUUGAAAAUGGUGUGAUAUGUAAGAAGCUACUGAUCAGCUGCACUUUGUCAUAUAGAGAAUUCGGUGGUUUUAUUGGUUUGACAAUGGCAUUCAGAGCCUAUUCCAAUGUCACAUUUGUCCACACUGACUGGAAGAAGUAUGUGUAAGCCAACUCUUGCAGAUCCGCAAUUCUGAGCUAACUAACAUAGUUGCUGCCAUUAUAGGUGAAGGAAAAGGAAUUAUAACUGCUGUUGUAUAAAGAUGAAGUUAUCACAGGCUGGUAGCUCUGAUGACCAUUUGAAUGUAGUGUAAUAUGUUUAUAAACUUAUCCUAUAACUUA
Stegostoma tigrinum is the source of this 4873-nucleotide messenger RNA. RefSeq names its product required for meiotic nuclear division 1 homolog (gene rmnd1). NCBI's taxonomy places the organism in Eukaryota, Metazoa, Chordata, Chondrichthyes, Orectolobiformes, Stegostomatidae. The record is from RefSeq and is a predicted model, not a curated record. The transcript is spliced from 13 exons. Gene Ontology annotation, biological process: positive regulation of mitochondrial translation. The coding region runs from base 207 to 1463 and encodes 418 amino acids.